GUGAUAUCUGGUUAUACACCGCCAAAGCUGUAAAUUAUCUCAGCAAGGAAACCAAAAACAAGUUUUUCUUUUAUGUAGCCGAAACUUCAUUCGUUUUAUUUGCCGUUACUUUCUUAUUAUCAAGAUUAAUAUUUUUCCCAUUCGCUUUAAUUAGAUCAUCAUUAUUUGAAGCAUUCCAUAUUUCAGUAGAUUUCCCAUUAUUUUAUCCAGCUAACAUUGCAUUAUUAACAUUGGUUGGUUUACAUAUGUUUUGGUUUUUCUUAAUUAUUAGAAUUGUUUAUGCUAAAUUAUUCAAAUCUCAAGAUUUUGAUGAUAUUAGAAGUGAUAGUGAUGAAGAAGACGAUUGUAAAGAACAAAUCGAUGCUAUUAUUAAGAAGGGUUUAGAAGUCGAACAUAAAAAUAUUCGUAACAGAAACCAACAAAAUGUUAAACAACAACCACCACAACAACAACAACAAUUAAAAAAGAAAACUCCACCACAAUCCCCAAAUCCUCAACAAAAAAAGAAAAAUUAA
Dictyostelium purpureum is the source of this 515-nucleotide messenger RNA. RefSeq lists its product as uncharacterized. NCBI's taxonomy places the organism in Eukaryota, Evosea, Eumycetozoa, Dictyosteliales, Dictyosteliaceae. The annotation marks the transcript as partial. Gene Ontology annotation, molecular function: sphingosine N-acyltransferase activity. The transcript is spliced from 2 exons. Gene Ontology annotation, cellular component: membrane. Gene Ontology annotation, biological process: ceramide biosynthetic process. The record is from RefSeq and is a predicted model, not a curated record.